CGGCAGCCAGAGACGAGAACGAUCAAAAUGCAGCUUCAUAUAUCACCGAGUCUGAGGCAUGUGACUGUUCUUCCAUCAAAAGGCGUGAAGGAGUUCAUCAAGGUGAAGGUGGUCUCUAGACGGCUGUCAUAUCGCGUGCUGGUCUACUCGCUCCUCGCCUUUAUGCUGUUCCGGUUUACCUUCUUGUUGACGGCUGUAAACACCAUUCACGAGGAAAGCAAGUGUUCAGGCAUAGGUUGCUUGGGGAGGAAAAUUGGACCGAGGAUUUUGGGAAGGCAGCCUGAACCAAAGGUUCCAGAUGUGAUAUAUCAAGUAUUGGAGCAACCUGCAGACCAGACUGAUAUAGAAUUAAGGCCUGAAAUUCCUCAGACACUCGAAGACUUAAUCGCGGAAUUUAAAGGCGAUAAACCAGAUCCAAAGACGUUUGCAGUAAAGCUCAAAGCUAUGGUCACUCAGCUCGAACAAAGGACUAGAACUGCGAAGAUCCAAGAAUACUUCUACCGUCAUGUGGCAUCUAGUAGCAUCCCGAAGGAGCUGAACUGCCUCGAUCUCGUGUUGGCAAAUGAGCACUCAACCAAUGCCAACGCUCGUCUCCAGCUCCCAUCACCGGAACUAGUUCCUGCCCUCGUUGAUAAUUCGCUCUUCCAUUUCGUCUUGGCAUCUGACAACGUUCUUGCUGCCUCUGUCGUUGCAUCAUCGCUCGUCAAGAACUCGUUCCACCCUGAAAAGGUUGUGCUUCACGUGAUCACAGACCGGAAGACUUACUCCCCGAUGCAGGCAUGGUUCUCGUUGCACCCCCUGGCACCUGCAAUCAUCGAGGUUAAAGGGCUGCAUCACUUCGAUUGGCUCACAAAGGGAAAAGUUCCGGUUUUAGAAGCUAUGGAGAAAGAUCAAAAGGCGAGAUCCCAGUUUAGGGGUGGUUCGUCAGCCAUUGUGGCAAACAAAACAGAAAAGCCGAGAAUCAUUGCUGCAAAAUUGCAAGCGCUCAGCCCCAAGUACAACUCACUGAUGAAUCACAUACGGAUAUAUUUGCCAGAGUUGUUUCCUAGUCUUAACAAAGUGGUCUUCCUAGACGAUGACGUUGUGAUUCAAACUGAUAUGUCGUCUCUGUGGGACAUUGACAUGAAUGGAAAGGUGAAUGGAGCAGUGGAAACAUGUAGAGGAGAGGAUAAGUACGUGAUGUCUAAGCGCUUCAAGAGUUACUUGAACUUUUCUCAUCCACUUAUAGCGAAGAACUUUGAUCCUAAUGAAUGUGCGUGGGCUUAUGGUAUGAACAUAUUCGACCUUGAAGCAUGGAGAAGAACAAAUAUAAGUCAGACAUACCACCACUGGUUGGAAGAGAACUUGAAAUCAGACCUGAGCCUGUGGCAGUUAGGGACACUACCUCCGGGUCUGAUUGCGUUCCAUGGCCACGUGCAUGCUAUCGAUCCCUUCUGGCACAUGCUAGGGCUCGGCUACCAGGACAAUACAAGCAUUGCAGAUGCUGAAAGCGCUGGUGUCGUCCACUUUAAUGGCAGAGCAAAACCGUGGCUAGACAUAGCAUUCCCUCAGCUUCGACCAUUAUGGACCAAGUACGUUGACUUCUCUGAUAAGAUCAUAAAAAGCUGUCAUAUUAGAGCACAUUGAAACCGGUUCACGAAUCUAUGAAGGCCAAAUUGAUUCUUAACAAGAGAAGGAAUCGAGGCUUACCUGAUGUGAGGUGAGAACUCCCCGGGCUUCACAAUUUUUGAACUCCUUCUCCCUACUGCAACUGCUGCCUUCUCUAAUGUAUAGAAAUUCCAUCAUGUAUUGAGUAUCAUAGGAUUUCACUUUCUCUCCACUGUAGAAUACACUAUCUUCAAUGUGAGUUUCAAGAUUUAUACUUUCAGAAA
Ipomoea triloba (trilobed morning glory) is the source of this 1871-nucleotide messenger RNA. Its product is annotated as probable galacturonosyltransferase 12. Gene Ontology annotation, molecular function: polygalacturonate 4-alpha-galacturonosyltransferase activity. The record is from RefSeq and is a predicted model, not a curated record. The transcript is spliced from 6 exons. The coding region runs from base 28 to 1626 and encodes 532 amino acids. NCBI's taxonomy places the organism in Eukaryota, Viridiplantae, Streptophyta, Magnoliopsida, Solanales, Convolvulaceae.